AUUACAGCUGUGGCUGAGUCGCUUUCUUCUACUGGAAGAUGAACUAUGGUCUCAAGUUGGUUCCAAACUUGGGAUAUUAAACCAUCUAUGGAUGCUUUAACAUCUCCAUAGCUUUAUCCCUCACCUAGCUGCUGAUCCUGGUCUUUAAGAUGCUGUUUGUUCAAUAAUAUUCUCUAUCAAACCUCUGAGUGUUCACAAUUUAUACUGAGAUUAUAUUUUAGGGUCCGAAAACCAAAGCACACUACACUUUUCAGAGUUUUAUUUGGAAAAAGGAAUUUUGAAAACCAUGAACACUUUUUCUUCAACUUCAACAUUAUAUUCUACAUUGAAUAGGUCUAUAUAAAUCCCAACAUAAAUUCAGUAACAUAAUAAAUCUUGAAAGCAUUGAAGGGGUUUGGAUACUUUGCAAUGCACUUCGAGUUUUAUCCCACAGCUGAUAUAAUGCUGAAGUUUGCCAGCCGUUUGGUCAGAGUCCAGAGAGCCAGACUCAGCCGGAUGUUCAAUGGAAAAAACUCCCAGGAAUGGUAAAUGUCUCUCUCUGACUUAGACAAAACAGCUGUUAAAAUAUACUUGAGGUCAGUAGAGAAAGCGUGAACCAGACAUCGAUUGUUCCAUAUUUCCACUCAAGUCUUUCCCUGUUUGUCCUGCUUUUCCUGCAAGCCUGCACUAGAUUAGAGAAAAAAGGGCUGCAGUGGCAUGUAGAGAACAUUACCUGGAAUCAUAAGGAGACUGAAAACAUCUGCCUUAGAUUUAUACACAUCAGCAGGCUGUUAAAAUUUUACCCAAGGGGAUCACAUCCAUUUCUGAGACAAAGUUUCGCAAUACCUGGGAAAAAUGACAAUUUCCAGAAUAUACAUUUUUUUUUCAGAUGGAUGGGUUUGUUAAAAGAAGUUUUAAAAUGUUUCAUUUUAAAAUACAAGACACACAAAACUCAAGAAAUUAUAUGUUUAUCUUGCACUGAAUAUGCUCAUUAGAACAAAAAAUUCACCCAUGCAAUGGAAAUAAUAACUCCAGAGCCUUGUUUUGCAUUCAGAUGUUUGCAAUUAUUGUAAUGGUGAUGAAAUUCUGACCAAACUGUAUACAUAAGACAGUACAGAGAAGCAACUCCCCAGCAAUUAUAACCAAACACCAGUGCUCACUUACAGUGCCACCAGUGAGCAAGGACACUCCCCUUUACUUUAAAAGCUGUGUCUGUGGACAUAAAAACAACAUCUUACCUCUGCCUUGUGAGAUUUGUCUGUUCACCUUCAUCUGUCGACAGGAGACUUAUGAAAUCUUUUCUCGAGGUGUGUGCUUGGUGACUGGAAUGUGUUUUAAAGCAGCAGCUCUAUGGCUGGUGCUGCAGCAACUGCUGCUCACUGUCGCAGCUCAGGGUAUUGUCUACGACCUGCUGGUGUCUCCAGACUGCCUGCCAGACUUGCUCCAAGGAAGCCUGAAGAACAAAGGCAGGGAUGAGGCGUUCCUCCUCUCCUCCUUCAGGCUCCAGAACAGGGCCCCCACCUCUCUGUUCAGUGUGCUUAACCCCAAGGACAACAACAAGUACCUGGAGCUCAGUGUGCAAGCCAAACUGAGCAAAGUGACGCUUCGUUACCAGAAGACCGACGGCAGGUUUGGGACCACCAGUUUCAACCACGGAUCCCUGGCAGAUGGACGGGAGCACCACGUCAUGAUGCACGCCAGCGGCCUCCAGCGCGGCCCACCUCGCCUAAACAUCUACGUCGACUGCAGGCUCGCUCAUACUGUGAAUGACCUGCCGGCCGCGUUCGGGUCACUCCCACCUGGGCCCAACAAGGUGGCACUGAGGACCCUGCAGUCAAGUGGACAGGAUAAUCUGACAGACUUGAAGUUGGUUAUUGAGGACACCAUCGACAACGUGGCCACCCUGCAGGACUGCAGCAUGGAACCUACAGAGUCUCUGCACCUGCUGGGUUUCCAGGGAGGCCGGGUGGUACAGAGUCAGACCACCAUGCAGGAGCUGAAGAGCAUGCUGUCUGAGAUGAGGGAGCUGCUCCACAAGCAGAUUAAGGAAACAAACUUUCUGAGGAACACCAUUGCUGAGUGUCUGGCUUGUGGACUCGGAGGCAGUCCCACCAACCCUGUCCCAGGUCCGAGUCCUGAGCAGGUGGUCUUUCCUUCCCAUCUGACUGGGUGCCCACCAGGGACCUGUUUCAGACAGAACAUGUGCAUUUCCUCAGAGUCAGGGGGCUUCCAGUGUGCCCCCUGUCCCGAUGGAUACACAGGAGACGGGGUUCACUGUGACGACGUAGAUGAGUGCAGCUUUAAUCCAUGUUUCCCUGGCGUCCGCUGUGUGAACACCGCUCCUGGUUUUCGCUGUGAGAAAUGCCCUGUGGGAUACACAGGAUCAGAGAUCAAUGGCGUCGGAGUGUCUUAUGCCAAAUCACACAAACAGGUGUGUGAAGACUUAGAUGAGUGUCUGGGCCCUCCUGAGAACGGAGGCUGCACCCCCAACUCCCUCUGCUACAACACUAUUGGCUCCUUCCGAUGUGGAGAGUGUAGGGCUGGUUUCACUGGCGACCAGUUGACAGGCUGUCAUGGCACCAGACUGUGCCCCAAUGGUCAGCCGAACCCUUGUGACGUCAAUGGGGAGUGCAUUGUGGAGAGAGACGGAAGCAUUAGUUGUGUGUGCGGUAUUGGUUGGGCUGGUAAUGGUUACGAAUGUGGGAAGGACACAGAUAUUGAUGCAUAUCCAGACAAUAGUCUUAUGUGCAGAGAAGACAACUGUAACCAGGUACUCCAUUCCUACAUCCUCCUCCCAUACUCACGUUUAACCCAAGCUUGCAUCAGAAACUAUUUUUUGUGUGUUUUCCAGGACAACUGUGUGUUUGUGCCCAACUCUGGCCAAGAGGAUGCAGACAGGGACGGGUCUGGUGACACCUGUGAUGAUGAUGCAGACAAUGACGGCAUCAUUAACGUAGAUGAUAACUGCUGGCUGGUCCCAAAUGUCGACCAGAAGAAUAGUGAUAAAGACAUCCAUGGCGACGCCUGUGAUAACUGCAAAACAGUCCAAAAUCCCUCACAGAGGGACACGGACAAGGACGGACUGGGAGACGAAUGUGAUGACGACAUGGACGGAGACGGCUUGAAAAAUGUUCUUGACAACUGCCAGCGAGUCCCGAACCCAGAUCAGGCAGACAGGGACAAUGACGGCGUAGGGGACGCGUGUGACAGCUGUCCUGAUGUGGCCAACCCUAAUCAGUCGGACUCAGACGAUGACCUAGUAGGAGAUACCUGUGAUGACAACAUAGACAGUGACGGUGACGGUCACCAGAACACGAAGGACAACUGUCCCACUGUCAUCAACUCGUCUCAGCUGGACACGGACAAGGAUGGAAAGGGAGAUGAAUGUGACGACGAUGAUGAUAAUGAUGGCAUACCAGACAGUGAAGAUAAUUGCAGACUGGUUCCCAACUCAGAUCAAAAGGACUCAGACAUGGACAAAGUUGGAGAUGCAUGUGAGGGAGAUUUUGACAAGGACAACGUGAUUGACAUCAUCGACCACUGCCCUGAGAACGCUGAGGUCACGCUGACCGACUUCAGAGCCUACCAGACCGUGGUGCUGGACCCAGAGGGAGACUCACAGAUAGAUCCCAACUGGGUGGUACUCAACCAGGGUAUGGAGAUAGUCCAGACCAUGAACUCUGAUCCUGGCCUUGCUGUUGGCUAUAAAGCCUUCAGUGGCGUUGACUUCGAGGGAACUUUCCACGUGAACACAGUGACGGACGAUGAUUAUGCUGGUUUCAUUUUUGGCUACCAGGACUCGUCCUCCUUCUACGUAGUGAUGUGGAAACAGACAGAGCAGACCUACUGGCAGGCCGCGCCCUUCAGAGCUGUCGCUGAACCAGGAAUACAAUUGAAGGUGGUGAAGUCUAAGACAGGUCCUGGUGAGUACAUGAGGAACUCCCUGUGGCACACAGGAAACACGACGGACCAGGUGCGUCUUCUGUGGAAGGACCCCAGGAAUGUCGGCUGGAAGGACAAGGUUUCCUACCGCUGGUUCCUCCAGCACAGACCGCAGGUCGGAUACAUCAGAGCUCGUUUCUUUGAGGGGUCCAAACUGGUGGCGGACACCGGGGUGAUCAUUGAUACCAGUAUGAGAGGUGGGCGACUGGGUGUGUUCUGUUUCUCUCAGGAAAACAUUAUCUGGUCCAAUCUGAAGUACCGCUGUAACGACAACAUUCCUGAUGACUAUCAAGAGAUGGAAGGGGUAGAACACUGAAGGGGGAUUUUACCACAAAGAAAGACGCUGAGAUGUGUUGCUGUGGUAGGUCAUAGGUCAGAGGACAGAGGACAGCGGAAGUGUUGGAAGAAAAAGAAACCAUUUCAGUGAUGGCGUUUAGAGGAGCAGAACAUCGUGUUUUAUAUCCUUUGUUGAUUCAAUAAGUAAACCAGCAGUUUUUUCUCGUGUUUAUGCAAUAUAUCUUCAGUUUAUUAGUGCUGCUCAAACAUAAUAAGUUUUCAAUUAAUAUUUCUUAAGUAUAAUAAAAGCUGCCAAAUGUAAAAAUGUUUUUUUUUUUUACAUAUUUGUUAAAACUGUUACCAUGUUGUGACAGUAUAAAAUGAGGAAGCUCCAUUUUUUUCACAGAUUAUCUGUCUUAUAUUGUCACGACAAAGUGAGUUUUAACAAAUAUGUAACAGGGUUUUUGUUUUUGUUUUUUAAAUAAAAGUUACAUACGGCAACUUUAAGUAAAAUGAAUCUAGAAAACUACACACUUUUAAGUAACUUUUAAUCUCUGGAAUGAUGACAACUAGAUGAAUUGCUUGCUUGAGCUCCAAAUUUCAGUUUUAGGUUACACUAUGUAGGUACACUCACUCAUAUUCAAUUAAAUGUCUCUAAGAAAGCUUCUGGCAUAAUUUAGAUGGACACUGACAUCUCUUAUCAGAACUGGUAGCAAGUGGAGGAAAUUUCUGCAUCUAUGAGUUUAAAGUUUCUCUCCUGACUCGAAUUAAAAAGCGAAGUAGAGCAAGUGCAGGUUAUAAUUUGUUGUAUAUUCUCCUUAACUAUGGACUCGAUAUGCAGCUUGUCCUCAAGAGUUGUGCGUUCUGACCCUGUUUUUAACAAUAUUUAAUUGACCUUGUGUGACCUAGAUAAAAUCCACGAUGAAUUAAAAUUUAUUGAAGUUGUUGUAUAAUGAAUAAAGGCCCUAAAUUACUGUAUGUGUCAUCUGAACUUUUCUACCGAUCUGCAUGCAGAAAACAACAUCUGAUGGCAUGUUAUGUAUGUUUUAUUGAAACAAUGUGCGCAUCAUGACACCUACAACGUUGUAUUUCAAACAUUUUGGUCAAGUUACCGUCAGUCAGAAAACUUCGCUUACGGUGGUUUUCAAUGUCUUUCUUUAUUGAUUUUUUUUCUCCCUGUUUCAAAGCACCAUUAAAUUUCUACAUUCACAUUAAUCACUGAAAUGCAGAAACAAAUGAAUAUCAGAAGAGUUUACAAUGAAGCAUACUUUCAAAAUAAAAUGCCAGCUCUGUUGCUAUGUAUAAUUCUGUCUCCUUUUUCAAAACAUGUUAAGCGAGCGAUUGGACGACGAAAAGAUUGAAGGAACUGUUCAGCACAAGCAAACAGCUUUGCAGGGUGAUGUCAUUUUUUAUUUUUUUUUUCUAUAAUACAAUUUAACUCGGCUGUAAAUUCAACAUCCAGUGUCGAAUAAAUCCCUUUUGACAUCAGCUGUGCUGGCUGUUUCGUAGACAUCAUGAUGACGAAGAAGCUUAAAAACGUUUAACAGUGAUUACAUAAGUCAGCAAAUACAUAAUGUUUAUAGUUGUAUCUUUUUCUGCAACAGAGCAAACAGUGUGAGCAGUUCUGCUGGCUACCUUUGGCAAAUGCAAUGUUGAUUCAGUGGAGCUCUUCCAGAGAGGUGGCACUUUA
This is a messenger RNA of Gambusia affinis (western mosquitofish), 5887 nucleotides long. RefSeq names its product thrombospondin 4a (gene thbs4a). Gene Ontology annotation, biological process: cell adhesion. Lineage: Eukaryota; Metazoa; Chordata; Actinopteri; Cyprinodontiformes; Poeciliidae. Gene Ontology annotation, cellular component: extracellular region. The record is from RefSeq and is a predicted model, not a curated record. The transcript is spliced from 22 exons. Gene Ontology annotation, molecular function: calcium ion binding. The coding region runs from base 1307 to 4237 and encodes 976 amino acids.